AUGCCUAGCCCCUCAGCGCCGUCUUCCUAUCCACUUUCUCUUCCAGCGAAGGAACCCCUGCUUACUCUCACAUACCCUGAACAUGGCCUAUGGAUCAUCGAGCUUCAUAACGGCGAUGAUUCGCGUUUGACCGAGCACUUCAUCAGGAAUGCCUUGAGGCCAGCACUCGAUGCAGUCGAGGCCCAUUGGACACAGAACCGCGACUCUGGUCGGUCCUCUAAGGACAAAGAAGCUGGGCGCGGCGCACUCAUCUUCAUCGGGAAGCGCUCACAAGACAAGUUCUUCAGUAACGGAUUUGACUACGAGAGCAUCAAGGCUGACCCCGACUUCUUCACGAACGUCGCCAACCCACUGCUUGACCGUGUACUCACUUUCCCGAUCCCAACUAUUGCCGCCAUCAAUGGGCACGCUUUCGCGGCGGGCAUGAUGUUGGCCCUUGCAUGUGACUACCGCGUCAUGACUGACGGUAGCACGCGUCGGGCAUGGAUGUGCAUGAAUGAGGUCCAAUUCGGCGCGCCAUGGCCUCUCUCUUUUACUGCGGUGCUUAACGCCAAGGUGACUGCUCCUGGCACGCGUCGCAAAGUCGCGUUGGAGGGCCAUCGCUUUACGCCCAGUGAGGCACUCACCGCUCAAAUGGUCGACCACCUGGCGCCCGGCGCAGAGGGAGCCGCGGGUGUCCUCAAGAAAGCUACGGAGCUUGCACGGGAAGUCAGCGCCUUGCCCAAACAGGGCGUAUGGGGCGUGAUCAAAGCCUAUCUGUACCGCGACUGCCUGGACGUGGUUAAUUUAGACGCGUCAAAAGUUCCUUUCCCUUUACCAGGGAGCUUUGGAGGGAGAACAGCCCGGCUGUGA
Coniophora puteana RWD-64-598 SS2 is the source of this 852-nucleotide messenger RNA. Its product is annotated as ClpP crotonase. The transcript is spliced from 6 exons. Gene Ontology annotation, cellular component: peroxisome. Bases 1 to 852 code for a protein of 283 amino acids. Gene Ontology annotation, molecular function: enoyl-CoA hydratase activity; delta(3)-delta(2)-enoyl-CoA isomerase activity. NCBI's taxonomy places the organism in Eukaryota, Fungi, Basidiomycota, Agaricomycetes, Boletales, Coniophoraceae. Gene Ontology annotation, biological process: fatty acid beta-oxidation. The record is from RefSeq and is a predicted model, not a curated record.